AUGAAAGCUGAAAAAUGGUGCAACAAGUGCAAGAGCAAGACACACAAUACCAAGGAUUGCAGAGCAAGAAGAGACGGUGUAAAGACGGCCGCUGAAACCGGCGAAGAGAACGCUAAAAUACAUUCAUUUGCAUUUACACUUAAGGAAAAUAAUUCUAAUGGAGGUAAGACCUCAAAUCUACUAGUAGAUACAGGGGCAACAAGUCAUAUAAUUAAUGAUAAAUCUAAAUUUGUAAAUUUUGAUGAGAAGUUCGACCCAAGUAAUCAUGUAAUAGAGUUAGCUGACGGAAGUAAAGCUAAUGUUGUUUUAGGUAAAGGUAACGCUAAAGUUAAAUUGUACGAUAUUAAUGGUAAUUUACAAGAUGUAAUGCUUAGUAACGCGCUGUAUAUUCCGUCUUAUCAGCAAAAUAUUUUCUCCGUUCCUGCUGCAAUAGAGAAGGGGGCUGCUGUUAGCUUAGAUAGGCAAGUUAGAGAGUACAGGGACCCCGAGGGAACAGUGUUUGGCAUCGAACAG
This is a messenger RNA of Paramuricea clavata, 513 nucleotides long. NCBI's taxonomy places the organism in Eukaryota, Metazoa, Cnidaria, Anthozoa, Malacalcyonacea, Plexauridae. The record is from the annotation of a GenBank genome assembly.